CACAGGAGAAGCGCACGCAGAGAAUGAGGGGGCUCCUCGGGCGCCGGCGGCAGCCGCCGCCGCUCCCCCUCUUCCCCGCCGCCAAGCGCUCCUCCGCGCCGGCGAGCCUCCUCUUCGCGCGCCUCAGCCGUCUCCUCCCGGCGAGCCGCCUCCUCCGCCUGCUCCUCCUCCUCGCGCUCCUCUCCCUCGUCCCACCGGCCUUCUUCCACCUCCGCCUCCGCCGCUUCCACCGCAUGCGGGAGAGGAAGUGCGGGUGGAUCACGAGCCCGCCCAUGGUGUGCGCGCACGGCGGCGAUUCCACCAACGCGUUCCCCAACUCGAUGGAAGCAUUUCGGAUGGCUCUGGACGCACGGGUCGACUGCAUGGAGGUAGACGUCUCGAGGUCCUCAGAUGGCGUGCUCUUCGCGCUGCAUGACAGGGAUCUGCAAAAAAUGUCUGGUAAUUCCACAGCCAAAGUUGGCCACUGGAGCACAGAUGAGAUAAAAGCACUAAGGUUUCAGCUAUCGAAAAGAGUCCAAAACGAGGAAGUUCCUAAAGCAGAAGAUGCUCUGGCAGUGAUAUCACGAUCAGUUAGGCAGGUGAUUCUGGAUGUGAAAGUUGGCCCACCUUCAUUUGACAAAGGUUUAGCUGAAGAUGUAUUGUCUCUUCUGAAGAGAACAAAUUGCAAAAAUUGUCUUGUGUGGGCAAAAACUGAUAACCUAGCAAGAGAUAUAAUCAAGUUGUCUGAAGAUGUUGUGGUUGGUUAUAUUGUUAUGGUUGAUAAGUCCACCGGUAGAAAAACCGAGUUUGUGCGGCUCGAGGGGGCUAAAGUUGCUGGUGUAUAUCAUCCUUUGAUCCAUGAGAAAGUUGUGAAGGUCAUGCGCAGACAUGGUAAGAAAGUCUUUGCAUGGACUGUUGACGAUAACAAGUCCAUGGAGAAGAUGCUGCAUGAGCAUGUUGAUGCCAUUGUGACCAGCAACCCUUCCCUCCUGCAGCAGCUUAUGCAUGAGACAAGAACUGAGUGCCUGGAAGAUGGUUUUGCCUUGCCAUAAGAUUUCUAAUUCUCACUGCACAUAACCAUCACUGCAGGUUUGUGUGUAAAGAGAAGCAGAGAACAAGAGUGUAAGACUUUUUAUAGAUUAGAUGAUAAGUCGCUUUAACAUUUACACUUUGAUCAGAUCAUUGAGAUAGGUCUUAACAAAAUAUCAUUUACCUUCCAUUGUUUCACUUUACAGCUUGAACAGAUCAGGUCAUUGUGACAGACUGACAAUAUUUUCAUUGAUUCAUAGGAUCAUGCUUUAGCCAUUGAUUUACAAGGAUGUCUCUCACUUCUGAUGCAUAUAUAUACACCUACAGAAUCUAUCAUUUUUGCUGAA
Setaria italica (foxtail millet) is the source of this 1355-nucleotide messenger RNA. Its product is annotated as glycerophosphodiester phosphodiesterase GDPD4. Gene Ontology annotation, molecular function: phosphoric diester hydrolase activity. The record is from RefSeq and is a predicted model, not a curated record. Bases 24 to 1031 code for a protein of 335 amino acids. Gene Ontology annotation, biological process: lipid metabolic process. NCBI's taxonomy places the organism in Eukaryota, Viridiplantae, Streptophyta, Magnoliopsida, Poales, Poaceae. The transcript is spliced from 9 exons.